ACAUACCACUGUCUUGCGAGAUUUGUGAAGUAUUGUUUUGCUAUCGUUCUAAUCUUCAAUAUGUUAUGGCUAGCUCUUGUGUACUUGAAUUCUUGUACCUUGAUGAUAUCUGUCAUAUUCAUGUUUCUAUAUUCCAAGUCGCCAUUCUUCUAAUGUACUUAUGUUGGAUUUUUAUCCUACUUGUACUAAUCUGUAAUCUUGAUGUUUGUCAUCAGGAUGCCUCCAAGGCGCGCACCUCCGCCUCCUCCACCUCCACCUCUGGAAAUUGGGCAAGCUUUGCUGAAUGUGACACAGAUUCUAGCGCAGUUGGCCCAAAACCAGGCGCAGAACAAUGAAGGGAAUGGCCGGGUCACUAUCAGAGAGUUCCUUAAUCUCAACCCGCGCACCUUCGACACUCCUCUGAAGCCACUAGAUGCAGAUGAUUGGCUGCGUGAGAUGAACCGCACCCUCAACACUGCGCGUGUAGCUCCAGCGGACAGAGUUUCCUUUGUGACCUUCCUCCUGAGAGGCGAGUCUGCUGCGUGGUGGGACAGCUACCUGGAGAGGAGAGAUCCAGAUGUUGAGACUAGUUGGGAUGACUUCCAGGCACUUUUCAGGCAUCAUCACAUUCGUGAUGGUGCCGUGGACAAGAUGCGUGAGGAGUUUCGUAGGCUCACACAGGCUGAUAUGGAUGUGGAAACCUACAGCAGAGCCUUCACCAACCUUGCUCGCUAUGCAGGUGAUGAGAUCUCCACCGAUGAGAGGAAGCAAGACAAGUUUCGCAGAGGCCUCAAUCCUACAGUCAAGUUUGCUAUCAACCUGAUCAAGUGCAGAAACUUCGAUGAGCUUGUUGAUACAGCUAUCAAGGCUGAGACUGGUAGACAGGAGUUUGAGCAGUCAAGGAAGCACUCUCGUGACAGUGGCUCUUCUUCGAUACCAGCUAUGCCACCUCAGAAGCGCAGAGUUUGGUUUCCUGACACUGCUCCACCAGCUCCACGGUCUUUUCACUCGAGACCGCCUGGGUUUGCUCCCCGCCCACCCACCCCUCAGUUUGCUCACAGGCCAGCACAGUUUCAGCACAGGCCAGCUUUCACUCCUCAGCAGCACGGAGGUUUUGUUCAGCAGCAGAGGCCAGCCUUUGGUCCUCCUCAGAGACAGUUUGCUCCUCGUUCUUCUUCAGUCACUUGCUACUCUUGUGGUCAGCCCGGGCACACUUCCCGUACUUGUUCUCAGAGGCAGCAACUUCCACCACCACCACCUCGUCCUUCCUCGACUCAGUUGAUGGUGCGUGCUCCUUCUACAGGCAAGGCUUUCAACUAUAACAAUAAGCCUAGACCUGCCACUGUCAACAACAUCACCGCAGAGGAAGCUGAGAAGGCAUCAGACGUUGUGCUUGACGCCGGUACCGAGGAGUACGGCGAGGAGUACGACUACUACCCUGAGGAGGAUCGUGCCGGUUUCUCUUCUUCUGACUUGACAGGUACGACAGGUUUUGAGUAUCCACCUGGACACUACUUUGUGGACUACGCUGAGGACGACUACGUCGAGUAGAGAGGACGCUCCUAAGGCAGCAGCCUGGGGCUUGCUGGAUAUGGAUCCGCCUGCUUUAUUUAUGGACUCUUAGUCCCAUUUGCAUCUUGUCUGUACUCAGACGUAUACUCGCUUCCGCAUGAUGUCUUGAUGUAUUGUUGGGGCAUGUGUCCUCUGAGUGUCAUUUGCUAUCUUGCUCUAUGAGCGUUGCUAUAUACUUAUUUAACUC
This is a messenger RNA of Lolium perenne, 1738 nucleotides long. RefSeq lists its product as uncharacterized. The record is from RefSeq and is a predicted model, not a curated record. NCBI's taxonomy places the organism in Eukaryota, Viridiplantae, Streptophyta, Magnoliopsida, Poales, Poaceae.